Messenger RNA from Aspergillus nidulans FGSC A4, 1773 nucleotides. Its product is annotated as putative aromatic amino acid aminotransferase. Bases 1 to 1773 code for a protein of 590 amino acids. Gene Ontology annotation, molecular function: pyridoxal phosphate binding; transaminase activity. The record is from RefSeq and is a predicted model, not a curated record. The transcript has 3 exons. NCBI's taxonomy places the organism in Eukaryota, Fungi, Ascomycota, Eurotiomycetes, Eurotiales, Aspergillaceae.
AUGGCUUCCUUGUCGCCCCCUUUAGAUUUGUCGCAUCACUUUAGCCUCACAACGAAGCGGCGUGCUCCGAGCGCCGUCAAAGACUUCUAUAAGUAUUUUAUGAUUCCGGGCAUUGCCAAUUUGGCCGGUGGACUGCCAAAUGCUUCUUAUUUUCCGUACGACACACUCGAAGCCUCUGCCGCACAUCCCCAGCGAUUCCCGACAAUACCGGGCGGAAAGAAGGCCAAGGGACCCCAGACAAGCGAGCGUAUCGUCGUACCUAAAGAAUCUCGGAGUGCGACAUCAAAGAAGAUUGAUAUCACAACAGCCUUGCAAUAUGGCACCAGCGAGGGUCUCCCUCCUCUGGCGACUUUUGUCAAUCAGUUCGUUCGCGAGCAUCUUCACCCGAACAUUCCCUACGCUGGCGGUCCUGGCACCCUCUUGACCACGGGCGCAACCGACGGCUUCUCCAAGGCUAUUGAAGCUUUCACGGAAACGUGGAAUCCCGACCGUGACGGGAUACACUUGCGCCAGGGCAUUCUCUGCGAGGAAUUCGUGUAUAUGAAUGCUAUUCAGACCGUCAAGCCAAGAGGGUUGAACAUCGUCCCGGUGGCUAUUGAUGACGAGGGUAUGCUGCCAUACGGCCCGGGCGGAUUGGCCGAGGUUUUGGGAAACUGGAACCAUCGCAAAGGCUGUCGUCCACAUCUGAUGUAUACCAUAACCAUCGGCCAGAACCCAACUGGUGGCACAUUGUCUGUCGAACGUCGCAAGCAGAUCUACGCUAUUUGCCAAAAGUACGAUGUGAUCAUUGUCGAGGACGACCCAUACUGGAACCUGCAGUACCCGUCAGCCCAGGAACUCCAAGCACGACAUCGGAACUCGUCAGUAAACCCAGCUUUGUCGGAGCGCAAUUACAACGCUGGAAGAAAGUCAUCUGGGUACAAGUUUCUUGAUUCCCUUGUGCCGUCGUAUCUCUCCAUCGACAUGGACGGCCGGGUUGUCCGCCUGGACACGUUUUCGAAGACAAUUGCUCCGGGUUGCCGUCUCGGCUGGAUUACAGCACAACCAGCUUUCAUUGAGAGGCUGGCGCGAAUCGCAGAAUCGUCAACCCAAGCACCAUCAGGCUUCGUCCAAGCUAUGGUUGCCGAACUGAUCCUGGGCCAGCAGGUGGAUGAUGGAUCUGCUGAUUCCGCGAAAAGCAAGGACACCGAAAGGGCCUGGAAGAUGGAUGGCUGGGUACGCUGGCUUGAAGGUCUACGAGCAGGUUACGAACAACGCAUGCAGCAGAUGUGCAGUGGCCUGGAGGAGGGUAAAUAUAUCGCACUCCACACUAGGUCGGAUGAGUUCUCCUUGAGCGGGAAUGAAGAAGACUCAUGGGAGGUCUUGGAAAAAGUACAAAUGUACGACUUCGCAUGGCCCACUGGCGGCAUGUUCGUCUGGGUUAAAGUAAACUAUGAGAGUCACCCCUUACGUCAGAUAUAUGGACCUGAGAGGCUCUCCAAAGCGCUAUGGGUGCAUUUCACCCAAAAACCACAGCUCUGCCUCCUUGGUCCAGGCACCAUAUUCUCGCCGACGGACGAGGUACAAGCUCGUGGUCAUCAAUACUUCCGGCUGUGCUUCGCUGCAAUGCCGGCAGAUGAUGUUGUCCCCAUCACUCAACGAGUGGUCGAUGGUUUCAGAUCGUUUUGGCAGAGAAAGAACUUAGACGGACUUGAAGGUGAUGACGGCAUUGCACAAACGAUGGAGCAGCUGCAGAUGGAACCAUCUGCUAAUUUUCUGGGAAUGGGCUGUUGA